AAGCCCAUCUUUCUAUUUAUUUUAGUACUGUUGAAAAAUACAACUGUUUACAGUUGAAUAAAGUAUUUCAACAUUCAAAAUGAAGUUGACUGUUGAUGGUUUGUUGGUGUAUUUCCCUUACGAUUAUAUUUACCCAGAGCAAUAUGCGUAUAUGCUGGAGUUAAAAAGAGCACUUGAUGCAAAAGGCCAUGGUCUUCUUGAAAUGCCUUCAGGUACUGGAAAGACUAUUUCUUUGCUGUCUUUGAUUGUUGCAUACAUGAUCCAAAAUCCACACCAUGUAAGAAAGUUGAUCUACUGCUCCCGUACUGUUCCUGAGAUAGAGAAGGUGCUAGAAGAGUUAAAGAAUUUGAUAAAGUACUAUGAGCAGCAGCAGGGUGAGAAACCCAGCCUGGUUGGAGUUGUGCUCAGCUCUCGGAAGAACCUGUGCAUACAUCCAGAGGUGUCGAGAGAAAGAGAGGGCAAAUUGGUAGAUGGCAGGUGUCACUCUCUCACCGCCAGUUACAUACGGAACAGACAUGAGAGGAAUCCAGAUGUACCUAUAUGCCAGUUCUACGAGGGCUUCAACCGAGAAGGCAAGGAGUCCAUGCUACCGUACGGAGUGUACACCAUGGAUGACCUGAAGCAGUACGGCGCGGACCGGAACUGGUGCCCUUACUUCCUGUCACGAUUCGCCAUAAUUCACGCCGAAAUCGUAGUAUACUCGUACCACUACCUCCUCGACCCGAAGAUCGCGGAAGUGGUUUCCAAAGAGCUGAACAAAGAGGCCGUGGUGGUGUUCGACGAAGCCCACAAUAUCGACAACGUGUGUAUCGACUCGCUGAGCGUGAAGAUCACACGUCGGACGAUAGACAAGAGUGUCACAGCGCUACAGAAUUUGGAGAAGGCCGUGGCACAGAUCCGCGAAGAGGACGCAGCGCGCUUGACGGAGGAAUACGAACAAAUGGUGACCGGGCUGCGAGAGGCGGCCGAGCAGCGAGACGCCGACGCCAUCUUAGGAAACCCCAUUUUACCCGACGAGGUGCUUAACGAGGUGGUUCCCGGCAACAUACGCAACGCAGAGCACUUCCUAGGUUUCCUGAAGCGGUUUAUAGAAUAUCUUAAGACCCGGCUACGGAUCCAGCACGUCGUACAAGAGUCACCCGCAGGUUUCCUAAAAGACGUCGCCGCCCGCGUCUGCAUCGAGCGCAAACCUCUCCGCUUCUGCGCAUCUCGGCUCUCUUCUCUCAUGCGGACACUAGAGAUCCCGGACCCGGGCCAGCUGGGCGCGCUGACCCUCGUGGCGCACCUGGCUACCUUAGUGUCCACGUACACGAAGGGCUUUGUGGUUAUCAUUGAGCCUUUUGAUGAUAAAACGCCUACUGUGUCAAAUCCUAUACUGCAUUUCUCGUGUAUGGAUUCGUCAAUAGCCAUGAGGCCGGUGUUCGCCAGAUUCCAAACAGUCAUCAUAACCUCAGGUACGCUGUCGCCACUGGACAUGUACCCGAAGAUCCUGGACUUCAACCCGGUCGUCAUGAGCUCCUUCACCAUGACGCUGGCGCGGCCCUGCAUACUGCCCAUGAUAGUUUCAAAAGGUAGCGACCAGGUGACGAUAUCAUCAAAAUACGAGACGCGGGAAGAUGUUGCAGUAAUAAGAAACUACGGGCAACUACUAGUAGAGAUAGCAGCAAACGUGCCGGACGGAGUGGUGUGUUUCUUCACUUCGUACAUGUAUCUGGAGAGCGUAGUUGGCGCCUGGUACGACCAAGGAGUCGUGGCGAAUUUACAAAGGCACAAGCUGCUUUUUAUCGAAACUCAAGACUCGGCCGAAACUAGUUUUGCACUCGUCAAUUAUAUAAAGGCGUGCGAGAGCGGCCGAGGGGCCGUGCUGCUGUCCGUGGCAAGAGGCAAGGUAUCAGAAGGCGUGGACUUCGACCACCACCUCGGGCGCGCCGUGCUCAUGUUCGGCAUCCCAUACGUGUUCACGCAGAGCCGCAUACUGAAGGCGCGCCUCGAGUAUCUGCGCGACCAGUUCCAGAUUCGUGAAAACGAUUUCCUAACGUUUGACGCGAUGAGGCACGCGGCGCAGUGCGUCGGUAGAGCCCUUCGCGGUAAGACGGACUACGGCAUCAUGGUGUUCGCCGACAAGCGGUUCAGCCGCGCCGACAAACGCACCAAGCUGCCGCGCUGGAUACAGGAGCAUCUCAAGGACUCGCUGUGCAACUUGAGCACAGAAGAGGCAGUGCAGAUAUGCAAGCGGUGGCUACGUCAGAUGGCGCAGCCGUUCACGCGCGAGGACCAGCUCGGCGUGUCGCUGCUGACGCUGCAGCAGCUACAGUCGCGAGAGCAGCAGGAUAAGAUCGAGAAACAGGUCAUAUUGCACUGACCUACAACUAUCAUUUCGAUAGCUUGUCGCUACGUGG
Molecule: messenger RNA, 2399 nt
Organism: Cydia amplana
Lineage: Eukaryota; Metazoa; Arthropoda; Insecta; Lepidoptera; Tortricidae
Gene: Xpd
Product: general transcription and DNA repair factor IIH helicase subunit XPD
Exons: 20
Coding region: 80-2362 (760 amino acids)
Biological process (GO): transcription by RNA polymerase II; positive regulation of mitotic recombination; nucleotide-excision repair
Cellular component (GO): nucleus
Molecular function (GO): ATP binding; hydrolase activity, acting on acid anhydrides, in phosphorus-containing anhydrides; damaged DNA binding
Source: RefSeq, a predicted model, not a curated record